Vidua chalybeata is the source of this 1858-nucleotide messenger RNA. RefSeq lists its product as uncharacterized. The record is from RefSeq and is a predicted model, not a curated record. The transcript has 15 exons. Lineage: Eukaryota; Metazoa; Chordata; Aves; Passeriformes; Viduidae. The coding region runs from base 234 to 1400 and encodes 388 amino acids.
CGCGGAGCAUCCGUCUUCUCCAUCCCGGGAGGGAAUAGAGAGCCAUUUGCUGACAUUUGCGAGCCAAACUCUGGACUGACCGUACGGGUUUGGAAGAGCAGUUUUCUGUCACUCCGAAAAAUUGGCAGUGGGCUGCCCAAAGGAACCAAAGGGAUUGAUCACAUCCCUGACAUUCCUUUUUUUUUGGAGUUUGUCCCACUUACUUUGACGGUGGUUUUUGAUCACAAAACACCAUGAGCUCACGUCAGCGAAAGCGCCCUGGAGGAGCAAUUGAUUCCAGACCAGCUCGGAAACGGAGCAGGCUGCUGCCCUCCAGCGCAGGUGGGACUUCGCAGACGGAGCCAAGAGACCUUGAGGAAAGUGCUACACCCGCUUUUGAGCCUGAAGUCAUAGAUCUCACAGGUGAAGACACCAUAGAUCUCACAGGCGAAGAUGUCAUAGAGCUCAGAGUUGAAGAUGUCAUAGAUCUCACAGGUGAAGAAGAAGUCAUAGAUCUCACAGGUGAAGACGCUGUAGAUCUCACAGGUGAAGAAGAAGUCAUAGAUCUCACAGGCGAAGACGUCGUAGAUCUCACAGGUGAAGAAGAAGUCAUAGAUCUCACAGGUGAAGAAGAAGUCAUAGAUCUCACAGGCGAAGAAGUCAUAGAUCUCACAGGUGAAGAAGUCAUAGAUCUCACAGGCGAAGACGUCGUAGAUCUCACAGGUGAAUCUUCGGAGCCUGAAGUCAUCAUUAUCAGUGACGAUGAGUCUCCUAUGGACAGGGAGCAGAGCCAGCAGCAGCUGCAUCUUUCCAGAGCAUCAGCCGAGCCACUGGCAAGGGAUGAUGAAGAAGAACCAAGAGACAUUGAUGGUUCCGCUCUCUCUAGUGAUUGGCUGCUAUUUGAUUUCGAUCUUCCAUAUUGGUCAGAUGAGGACUCAGAGGACAGGGAGCAGAACCAGCAGCACCCACAUGUUUCCAGUGCAUCAGGGAAUUCAGCUGAUCUACUGGCAAGUGAUGAUGAAGAGGAACCAAGAGAGGUUGAUGGUGCAUGGCCAGCAGGUCCUGCUAGUCCUCUGGCUGAGGAGAAUGAGGCCUCAGAGGACUGGGAGCCCCCACAUUUUUUCAGAGCAGCAGAGAAUUCAGCUGAGCUACCUGCAAGGGAUACUGAAGAGGAGCCAAGAGAUAAUCAAGGCAGAUGGCCAGACGGUGUAUACGUUGCUCUGUUUCCGGUGUAUUUUUACCCAGGGUGGUGGUAUUUGCAGCAACAGCUACAUUUCAUCAGAGCAGUGCUAGCGAUGGGGAACAAUGAAGAGGAACAAAGAGAUAAUGAUGAGGCACAGCCAGCAGGUCCUGCCAGUCCUCCAGCUAGUGAGGAUGAGGACUCAGAGUGCAUGGACAGGAAAGGAGAAAUGUUACACUGAACAGCCAGGAGCAGGUGGCUGGCUCUGGUAAUGGAGCAGGAGCUAAUGAUGUACCUGUGGCUGACUUAGCCCCUGCAGAACAGGGAGCAGAGGAGGAGGACACUGAAAGUUCAGAUGCACAGCAAGGAGUUGUCAUUAGGUGUCCGAUUUGCAUGGAAUAUUACGCAGAGUUUGUGCGACGUGGACGACAGCUUGUGGCAGCCCUGUGUGGCCAUGUCUUCUGCAGUAGAUGCCUCCCUAUUGCCCUUGAGGCUUCUCACAUGUGCCCAGUCUGCAGAAUGUACCUCGAUCCAGAGCUGUACCAUCACAUUUAUUUAUGAGUGCUUCUGCUUCUCAGGACAGACUGAGACGGAUCUUGGACAAUAGGCAGAGACUUGUUUCUUUACGUAUAUAGUUCUUCCUGUAUAUAGUUUCAUUUUUGCUGAAUUCAAUUUAAAUAAAGUUUUGAUUGAUUUUAA